AUGGAUUCAUUAUCUACCAAGAAAAAUCGACGUACAUCAUCAUCAUCUAUCGGGGCGGCUGCUGCUGAAGCUCAUUCGCCUAUUGAAGUUCAUAAUACACCAACCACAGUUCGACGAGAGAAAUUCCCUCCAGGUGUAGUUGUUAGAAGUUCAAAGAUACCUUUACCUAAACAAGCUAUGACUGUUAAAGUAACAAAGACAUUACAAGAAUUUGGAUUAGGUCCACGUCCAACGAUUCCAACAGAAAUAGUUUGUGCUCGUUGGACAGAAUUACAAAAGGCCAUACAAACAUUAUUAGAAAUAAAGAAAGGAGUAGAUAAACAUGAACAUGAAUUAAAAAUCAAAGUAAAUUUAUAUAAAAAGAUAAGCUCGGUUGAUAGUGAUAGAACAAAUAAUGGUAGUGAAGCUGGUAGUCCGAAACGAGAUCGAAUUACUUUGUCAGCUUCACCUCGGGAUGUUAAAAGAGCUCGUAAACAAUAG
Molecule: messenger RNA, 480 nt
Organism: Diversispora eburnea
Lineage: Eukaryota; Fungi; Glomeromycota; Glomeromycetes; Diversisporales; Diversisporaceae
Source: the annotation of a GenBank genome assembly